Messenger RNA from Moneuplotes crassus, 565 nucleotides. Lineage: Eukaryota; Ciliophora; Spirotrichea; Euplotida; Euplotidae. The record is from the annotation of a GenBank genome assembly.
AACUUAGUAUGGGGAGUAUCUGAGCAUGUAAUAACUCGCCUCAUGAGUCCUACAAAGGGUUGACUACAACCCAAAAGUCUCAUUGCCGUGUUCCUUCAAGUUUUAUGACCAGAAAUAACUCUGAAUACUUCGAACAGACCAAAGACAUCAGGUAUCUCACAACGGAGGACUCUAUCUGUGAAGAAGGCCUUUCAAUGAACGACACAGGCCUCGAACCCCCAUCCCCCCUCUUCCUCCAACCCUCCAAAAACUCCAACAAAAUCCCCGUCAUAAGCUCCUGAAUCAACGCCUUCAAAUUCUUCGACCCAGAGAUGUACAAAAACUUCCGCUUAAAAACCCAAAAAGCCAGGAACAACUAUUACCUCGCUCUGCACAACAUUGACAACCCGUGCCUCUCCAGGGAUAAGUUGGUCAAGAAAUGUAAGGUCCUUAAGAAACGGAAGUACCUUACCCAACGCCUGGUAGAGUUAAAUUGAGAAUACGUGAAUAAGCAGCAAGGAAUUUGGAAGAUCAAGCAAAAGGUCAUGGUUUAGUAGUCCUGGAGAGGAUUAUUGGUUUAGGAUUU